Molecule: messenger RNA, 660 nt
Organism: Stegodyphus dumicola
Lineage: Eukaryota; Metazoa; Arthropoda; Arachnida; Araneae; Eresidae
Source: RefSeq, a predicted model, not a curated record
AUGGGGGUAAAGAAAACUGUGGAGAGAAUUAGAUACUCUUUUUAUUGGGAAGGUCUGAGGUUAGACGUUCAGAAAUUUUGCGAGGCAUGUAAAGAGUGCCAGUUGACUAGACCAAUUAAAACUGUUGAUAGGACACCAAUCACCCCAGUAACGAGGCCAGAUCUGCCCUUCCAAAUUGUAAACAUUGAUGUGAUAGGUCCGAUUGAUCCUCCCAGUUCUAAGGGUCAUAAGUAUAUAUUAUGCUUAGUUGAUCAGCAUACCAGAUGGGCAGAAGCAAUACCUCUAACUAGCCUCUCCGCCAAGUCGACUUGUGAGGAGUUAUUACAUAUUUUUUCAAGAACGGGUAUUCCAAAUGUAAUUGCAUGUGACAAUGGAACAAAUUUUAAAGCAGAUUUGACUCAAGAAUUUGAGAGACGAAUAGGGGCCAGUCCUAAGUUUUCGACCCCUGGAUAUCCUCAAGCUAAUGGAUUAGUUGAACGGUUUAAUGGUACUUUAAAAAGAAUGUUGCAUCAUGUCAUCAGAGAGAAGAAGGUAGAGGGUGGCAUUUGCAAAUUCCUUAUGUAUUGUGGGCCUAUAGAGAAGUACCCAACUCAACAACUGGGGUGGCUCCAUUUCAACUCAUGUACGGCAGGACACCUCAGGGACCUCUGUCGAUAUUAA